AUGGUUGACCCUGGCUUCAUCACUGGAUUUGCUGGUUAUGCCAUUCAGUUGGCUGGGGAUCAGAUAAUCCAUCACAUCAACAUUGCCAUCCGAUGCAAGAAAGAGUUGGAUGCCCUCAAACUUCUGCUUCCCAGAAUUCAAGCAAUGAAUGUGGAAUUGCAGGAGUAUCGAAAAGCUUUGAACUCUGGCAAAAUGAGUACGUCACCUCACCAUCCUUUGCCCUCCACAGUCAACAGCUGGUUGAACGAAUUGAAUGCCCUUCUGGAGGAAGCAUCUGAUUUGGCCCAGCACUGCACUGUACGCUCACACUUUCAUCUCUUUUCUCGUUACAGAACGAGUAGAAUGAUCAGGCGCCUCAUUGACAAUAUAGAAAAGCAUAUAGCCUCCACGCCUUCCGUUGCUUUUCUGCACCAACUGCAGCAAUAUGUCGCGAAUCGGCAGGUGCUUGAGCAGAUUAAAGAGAGAUUGGAUUAUCUUAAUCAUAGUACUUCAGCAAUGGCCAGCGCAUCUGGAGAUCUCUUUCCAUCCAUUUAUUCGGCCACUUCCAACAAGAAGUAUAUUGAGGAGGCAGUCAUUGUGGGACAGGAUUCUGAAUCAAACAGACUUGUGGAGCUGAUCGAUUCACAGCAGCACAAAAAUGUGUCUCGUUUAGGACUAGUUGGGAAGGGUGGGGCCGGUAAGACUCUGUUACUCAAACGAGUCUUCAACAGUGACCAGGUACAGAGUCUCUUCCGCAAUGAUUUGAUGCUUUGGCUUACUGUUUCACAGAAUCCAUCUUUCAAUACUCUCCGAGAUGAUCUUGUGAAACAAAUAACUGUUCAAGUAAAUGAAAGAUUGGACAGUAGAGAGGAAGAUCAUGUGAAAACUUGGUUGAAUGAACGCAUGAGAAAGCACAAAUUUGCCCUAUUUUUAGAUGAUAUUUGGGAAACAAGUGCAGCCUCGCUGUUAGAGGAGCUGUGUGUGCCUCAUUCUCCACACCACAAGUCUAACAUCAUCAUUGCCACAUCGAGAACUACUAGUGUGCUCUCACAGUUGGGUGUCCGGCCUUCUUCACUCAUCGAAAUGAAAAAUUUGACUGAGGACGACGGUUGGAGAUUGUUUUCUUUCUAUGCAUUUCCACACAGCAAUGGAAUUUUACCCGUGAGCAUUGACCAAGAAAUAGCGAGGAGUGUCUGCAAGGAGUGUGGGGGCCUUCCGUUAGCCCUCAAAGUAAUUGGGAAGGCAAUGGUAAGCGUCACUCUGUCAAAUGAAUGGGAAUUGGCAGUCAAGAAGUUGCAGAAUGAUGUUACACGCUCUCUUUAUGGCAGGUUAAGGCUAAGCUACGAUGCUUUGGCCGACGUGGCUGGCUAUGGCAUUUCCUUGCAGUUGUGCUUCCUCUGCCUUGCUGCUUUCUCAAAAGGUCAUGUAAUCUAUUCUAAUGAUGCCAUUGACUACUGGAUUGGAGAAGGGUUGGUGGCCGGGAGAGAUCCUCUUCAAAUCGGAGACGCAUACGUCAUUCUGUUAGCGGAUCGAUGCCUUAUCGAACCAAUCCAGAAGGAUUAUGACGGAAAUGUAAUCUGCUUCAGGGUACAUGAUGUUCUGCAUGACUUAGCACAACAAAUUGCUGAGAAGGAAGAAAAAUGCUUCUUCCAGGCAAGCAAAGGCUUACAGGAAUUUCCUAUGGUCGAUUGUGCAGGACAUAUCAGAAUUUCUUUAGAAGACAACAGUUUGACUAGGGUUCCUAAAGAAUUCCGAGCUCCUUAUAUCCGCUUCCUGCUACUCUCUUCAAAUCCUUCUUUGACGGAAAUUCCAACAGAAGUGAUUGGGAGUAUGACCGCUCUUAGGGUCCUGGAUUUGUCACGGACUGCCCUCCAGUCGUUGCCACAAAACAUGGGAUGUUUGAAGCGUUUAGUUUACCUUGGGUUAUCCUUUGUGGCACUCAAGAGAUUGCCCAGCUCUGUCACUGCUCUUAAAAACCUACAAAUAUUAGAUCUUUAUCGAUCUGAUAUUACACAACUCCCGUCCGGCUUUUCUAAGUUGACUUCUCUAAAACUGUUGGACGUUAGUUUCUGCAAACAUCUGCAGUGCAUGCCUUAUGGGAUCUCACGCCUUACGUCCCUGGAGUACCUGGAUGCAUUUGCUUCUUCAAAUAUACAGUGGAACAAGUGCAGAAGGGAUCGGCUUCCAAUUAGUGAUUUGUGCACCCUAAACAAACUCAAAAGGUUGGGGCUUCAUAAUAAUGGUGAGAUAAUUCAGGAAGGAAUGUUGGGAACCAUGAAGCAGGUGGAAUAUCUAUGUAUGCAUCUGACGGGUAUGGAAAGCCUACCACAAGACAUAAUUUCCAUGUCAAAAUUGAGAAAACUUUUAUUAACAUGUCCUCAGUUACUCCAGAUAGAAAAUCCAUUUUGUGAAUUUCAAAAUCUGGGUUAUCUUAGUUUGUUCGAUUGUGGCAUGUUGAAACAACUACCUAAAUUGCACAAUCUUCCAAGUCUAAAGCACCUGCAUAUCAUUAAGUGCCCCAACAUUGAGAAGUUUCCAGAGGAAUUUGGCAAGCAGGGGGGAUUUCCUAAGUUGGAGGUAUUUUCAGUGGUGAAGCUGAGGAAGCUAGAGCAGCUGCCAAUAGUGGAAGAAGGAGCACUGCCUUCACUUAAAACAUUGACAAUAAUGAAGUGUGAGGCAUUGCAGAGGCUACCACAGUGUUAUUGGAAUUUGAAGAGUGUAGAGAAGAUAAGAGUGUAUGGUUGUUCAAAGGUUCUAUUUGUGAUGGCAGAGGAAGAAAACUUUAUCAAGACAAAGAUUAAGGUGCAAACAAUAACAUUAUCUAUGAUAGAAACUCAAACAUCAGAAGAGCGCUACCAUGAUAUUCUUCAGCAGAGUGAACAUUUUUAUUACGGUGAAUUUUGGUGUAGUGAGAUGUUUCAGCUUUUUGCUGGCAUUAGUCGAUUUUAUUUGUUUUGA
Molecule: messenger RNA, 2937 nt
Organism: Cryptomeria japonica (Japanese cedar)
Lineage: Eukaryota; Viridiplantae; Streptophyta; Pinopsida; Cupressales; Cupressaceae
Product: probable disease resistance protein At1g61300
Exons: 1
Coding region: 1-2937 (978 amino acids)
Biological process (GO): defense response to fungus
Molecular function (GO): protein binding; ADP binding
Source: RefSeq, a predicted model, not a curated record